AUGGCCUCUCCCGAAACCGGCUCCUUAUUCAGUUUACUGGGCCACAUUGUCCUAGAGAAUGAUUCUAUGGAUGAGACAUCAACUAGGGUUGCUUGGCAUUCGCAGCUCCAAAAUGGCUGCAAGAAUGUUUAUUCUUCGGAGUAUGCAAAAAUGAAGGGCUCUGUGGCCGAAGACUUGCACAACCGCAAGAUGACAUACCCUAUCGUGCUAGCAUUAGAUGCACCUGACGGACAUUGGGAGACUGGGGCCUUGGAAUCUCCGUCGCCCGCAAUAUUCGCAAUGCGAUGA
Molecule: messenger RNA, 288 nt
Organism: Penicillium crustosum
Lineage: Eukaryota; Fungi; Ascomycota; Eurotiomycetes; Eurotiales; Aspergillaceae
Exons: 2
Coding region: 1-288 (95 amino acids)
Source: RefSeq, a predicted model, not a curated record